This is a messenger RNA of Ogataea philodendri, 393 nucleotides long. RefSeq lists its product as uncharacterized. The coding region runs from base 1 to 393 and encodes 130 amino acids. The transcript has 2 exons. The record is from RefSeq and is a predicted model, not a curated record. NCBI's taxonomy places the organism in Eukaryota, Fungi, Ascomycota, Pichiomycetes, Pichiales, Pichiaceae.
AUGAGAGACUUGAAACGAUCUGUGGCACCUUCAUCCGCAAUCUCAUCUUCAAAGUUAAAAUUAGGAAUGGCAACCUCGAUCAGUUCCAUGAACACUUUAUACUGGAGACGACCAACUUCCUGGAUUGACAGGUACAAUGAUGAGCGGGGCCUGAAGAUCCAUCUUACAAUUGAUGGUUUUAUGCUCUUCAAAUGCGUAUUGAAGACCAAUUCGGGUCUGUUUCGUGAAAUCCUGAAUUGUCGAUUCGGCAGCAUUCAUGAGCAUUCCAAUGGUGUCCAAAUGGAUCUUUGGAGGUGUGAAGAAUCGAGCAAUGGAUUCGAUGAACUUUGGGUUAUGAAAAAUCGUCAUACUAUUCAUCUUGGCAAGCAAUGCAGAGUCCGCGGACUCGUCUAA